Molecule: messenger RNA, 1008 nt
Organism: Daucus carota subsp. sativus
Lineage: Eukaryota; Viridiplantae; Streptophyta; Magnoliopsida; Apiales; Apiaceae
Exons: 4
Coding region: 182-661 (159 amino acids)
Source: RefSeq, a predicted model, not a curated record
CUCACCUGUGAUUCUAGCAUACCCCUUGCCUAUUUGCCACACGCCACACACACAUUUACACGCACUGUUUAUAUAAAUACACCGCUCCUCUUAUCUCCCUUUCUCUUUGUAUCAUACCCACAACAGCUCCAUUUAUUCAGACCAAGGGGUUGCUUGUGUGGAUCUCCCAGAGAAAAAAAAGAUGAUGAACAGAUGUGUAUAUGUUGAUAACAGUGAAGGGUUUGGUUCUUCUGGGGAUUAUUUGAUGAUGACGAGAAAUGGUUCCAGUGGUGUUGUUUGUCCUAAGCCUAGGCGUGUUAGUCUCUUCAAUUUGUCGAGUUAUCAAGUGGAAAAUUGUGACUCAGGAGCUGGGUCAGAGCUUCUGGACUUGUUUCUCAACAAGGGAAGCUAUGGCGUUGAAAAUAGCAAUCAUCAGCUAGCUUCCUCGCCGCCGUUUUUCAUGGGAUCACCACCAAGUCGGGCAUCGAACCCAGUGGUCCAAGAUGUUCACUUUGGGAAUACCACGUCCGGUUCAUUUUCGCCAAUUUCUGAAACCUCACCAUCAUCCCAGCAUAAUAACGGGGGAUGUGCUCGAGCCAAAUUUGGGCAAAAGCCAGCUGCAGUUAGGAUCGAAGGUUUUAACUGUCGCGGAAACAACUGCAGCAUUUCUGUUGUAGCAUAGAAACAUAUAUCUAUUCAAGUAUCCCCAAAGGCAGGGUGAUAAAUCACUGAGGGGAGAUUUGCGGAAGAGAGGUACUAUGUUUAGUAUUGUGUACAUAUAAAGUAUCAAAUGUUAAAUCAUUUUACUCCAUUUUGUGGUAUAACAAACCAAAAGGGUAAAUUUCAGAUGUAACCUUUAGGUUUUGAAAGAAGGUUGAGUCUAAUUUAAAUAAUUGCGAAAGCUCUCUGUAGGUUAGAUUUUGGUCUAGGCAAAUGUUUGGAGCCUUUGGAGAGUUUUUGCUACUUGAGUUUGUUAUCAGUCUUGUCCUUUGUAAUUGUAAUUCAGGGCAAGGUGGAUACGCUUUUUCA